Vigna umbellata (rice bean) is the source of this 1956-nucleotide messenger RNA. RefSeq names its product truncated FRIGIDA-like protein 1. The record is from RefSeq and is a predicted model, not a curated record. Lineage: Eukaryota; Viridiplantae; Streptophyta; Magnoliopsida; Fabales; Fabaceae.
AAUAACAUUUUCAUAGUUUCUAAAGGCACCUCCAUUCGAUUAACGUCGUUCGAAUGUACAUGUGAAUUUUGAAAGCCCCAACAAUGGAUACACUGAACACGAUCGCAACGGCACUUAACCUGGUCGAUUCCAAGAAAGAGAAUCUGAAGAAAGCCUUCGAUGAUCUUCAAUCCCUUCUCUCUCCUCUUCCUCUCGCAUGGUCAGACCUCGAUUCUCACUUCACCUCGCUCCACCACUCUCUCUCCCACCGCCUCCGCCUCCUCCAAUCCCAAACCCUAACCCUAACCACAACCCCAAUUCCCGACCCACCUGCUCAAACCCCUAAUGAAGCAAAAUUUUCAUCAAACCCUAAAAACUCAUCAUCGAAUCAUGACGAAUCUUCACCUGGGGUGUUCCCCCAAAACGACGCCGUUCCAGGCCCGGUUGCACCUGGAAACGAAUUGGUCGUUCUUUGCGAGAAAAUGGACGGCGUGGGGCUGAGAAAUUACGUCCAUGACAAUUUUUUGGACAUGGCCAGGGUUCAGGCGGAGCUUCCCGGUGCGUUUCGCCAUGCGCCGGACGCGGGUGCGAUGGUUCUGGAUGCGUUGGAGGGGUUUCAUGGAGAUGGUAGCGGAUUGAAGAAAUGGGAAUUGAGGAAUAUGAGGAAGAGCUGUGUUGUGCUGUUGAGGCAAUUCAGGGUUGCCGCUCUAAGUGUGAGUGCUGAGGCCAGUUUGAGAGCUGUGAAGUUGGCCCAGGCAUGGAAGGAGAAGUUGGUGGGUGAUGAUAACAACGCGUUUGAAGCUUUGGGGCUUUUGCAUUUGAUUGCUGCAUUUGGUUUGGUGUCUGAAUUCAGCUGGGAUGAGCUUGUUGACUUUUCGGUCGUGGCCCCCGCCAAUGAGGAGUUCCCAGAGCUGUGCCGAGCUGUCGGGUUGACAGAGAAAGUUCCCGAUAUUGUUCAGAAACUUAUAGAUAAGGACAAACAUAUCCCUGCUGUCAAGUAUAUUCUUGAGUUUAAUCUUGCUGAUAAGAUUCCACCUGUUCCUGUUUUGGAAGCUGCUGUGGAUGAGGCUAAGAAACUUGGUAGAAAACUUUCCGAAGAAGGAAAUUCAUCUAGUGAGAGUACUGCUAGAGAAAUUCAUACACUGAAAUUGGUGAUCAAGAUUAUUGAGAAUUUUAAGCUUGAAACUGAACACCUACGAGCCAGCGUUGAGCAGCGUAUAGAGCAAUUAAAGAAGCAGAAGACAAAUAAUAAACGAUCUACUCCAGCACCUGCUUCAAAACCUCAACAUAAGCAGCAACAACAACAGCAAAAGAGGAAUAUGCAAAAGCAGCAGCAGACUUGGAUCAAGCAUCCUCGAGCAUCUGCUCCAGUUGUUGCUACAGCUGUCCUCAAGAAUGCCAAUUCAGCAAUGCACCACUACCAGCAAACUCGUGUCCAUCCAUCAGGUUUGUUUCCAGAGCAUCCAAAUCCCUAUAGGAGCUCGCCAGCCGUGCCAUUUGGCAUGAUGGCUUCUACCGCAAAAUUUCUUCCAUAUGCAGGUCCUUCAGCCGGAUCUUAUUAUGGCCAUGAUGGUGUCCCAAUGGGUCCCCGUGGCAACCCCAAUGUAAGAGUUUCUCAUCUAAGUUCAUCAGAGCCACAAGUGCCAACUGGUGGUUAUUAUGAUAGAACCUCUACCUUUGGUGGUAGUGGUCUGCAACAUCAUUACCAAGCAUCUUAUUACCCUCAAUAGAUUACUAAUUCAGUUAUUUUGUCAGUAUUCAAGUUUUUACACCCAGACUGUGUAGUCCUCACAAGUUAGUCUGGGACUUUACUUCAUUGACACAGGGCAAGUAGAUUCUGUAACUAAGAAUUGUGAGGGAAUGUCCAGUGUCACAAUUUUUUAUUACUUGAAUCACUCUGUAAUUGUAUGUAUAGAAUUUACUUCUAGGUUAAUCAUGGUCAUGGGCACAUGGAUCUUCUCAUUCUCUCUAGCUCAC